Messenger RNA from Opisthocomus hoazin, 1141 nucleotides. The record is from RefSeq and is a predicted model, not a curated record. Lineage: Eukaryota; Metazoa; Chordata; Aves; Opisthocomiformes; Opisthocomidae.
AUGAGUGAGUUUUGGUUGUGUUUCAACUGCUGUAUUGCUGAACAGCCUCAGCCUAAAAGACGACGGCGGAUUGACCGAAGCAUGAUUGGGGAGCCAACAAACUUUGUUCACACAGCUCAUGUAGGAUCAGGAGACCUAUUUAGUGGAAUGAAUUCGGUCAGCUCAAUUCAGAACCAAAUGCAGUCCAAGGGAGGCUAUGGGGGUGGCAUGUCUGCAAAUGUUCAGAUGCAGCUCGUAGAUACAAAGGCAGGAUAAGCCUGGGGAAAGCUUUCCAGUUUAUGUGAGUUCCUGUAUCUUCUUUUCCUGUGUCCCCUCUUUUGCCUUGGUGACUGCUUUCUGUGCUCGUGAUGAGAGAAGUGAUGGCUGAUUGUUCACCCUUUGUGAUUACUCCAGUGAAAAGUUGCUGUUCUGCUCUGAUGAUGCCAUUUAUCAGAUUGGUCCGACCGUGCCUUUCGGUGGCAUGCACACAUUGGCCUCUAACAGUAUCGUGGACAUAGAGCUGUUUAAGAUCGUUUUCAGCUUUUAUUUGUUUUAAGGCAAAUUAAAGCACCAACCUGAGCAUCCCUCAUCCCUCACAAAUACUAAUUCUCAGCAUUCUGUUGCUUUUCAGUCUUUAAAUCUUUUCUUCACUCAAGCAAUUUAGAAAUGGGUGAGUUUCCAUUAAUGUCUUCAAUCAUCUAUUGUUCAUACCCAUUUUUGAAAGGUCUGGGACCUGCAAGCACAAAUGAUCAUUUCAUACAAAAUCAGCAGAGUAGAUGACUGCAUGCUUUGUGAGGUUGCUUUGUAUGGUGGCCCGCUUGGUGCUAGAAGAAAAAAAAAAAGAAAUUGCUUAGUGCAGACUGGUGAAAAAUUUUGCUGUGGCACCAAGUCAUGCCUGUUUCUGAAAAAGGACUUGUAACUUAGCUGCUUCAGAAUUAUGUCUUUAUUUUAGUUUUUAUCCAGCUGGUCUUGAAAUAAUAAAGAGAGAGCUUGCAUUCAUGAGGCAUUUGUUGUAAAUGUUCAGUAUAUUUAUUUUGAAAGAGCUGACCUUGAGGCUGUAAACCGGUGUAGUGCUGUUCUAAGUGUUGUGGAAGCGCUUUAGUCUAUUUAAAAAACAAAAGCAUCAUGUUUGGCUGCUGCUUUUUCUUUCUACAAUUUUUCU